AUGGAAGAAAACUCACUUCGCGUACAAUUGGAUAUAGGCAUUUAUCCAAAUGAAGGCUUUGCUCGUGUGGAUACUCGGAAACAAUUUGAAGAUGAAAUUGAAACAUCAUAUGAAAAUCUGAAAAAAGCUUUAAAUCCUCAAGAUCAGCAACUAUUAUUUAAUCAGUUAAUCAAUCAAUUUGUUAAAUCUAAAUAUAUAAAACCUAAUAGCAGUGAGAAUUGGAGUACCACCUUUGAAGAUGAUAGAAGAAUUGAAGAUACCUAUGUUCAUCACUCGGUGCACCCAAUUUUGAGACCAUUUUUUCCAGAUACACCAGGAAGAACUACAAACUGUUCGAUUAGAUCCUUUAUGUUCGUGGUGUUUGAUAUUACUAGACUUGGAAUUUGUUCUCGAGCUUAUAAUGAAUUUGGGGUGAAGGGAGUUUCAGAGGAGAAUCAGAAAUAUUUUGCUGAUUGGGCUCCUUCUGCCCGCGCUCUUCGAAUUGUUGUCAGGCAAAGGAAGGGAAGACAUUUCUGCCCAGUUGUGACUCCGAAAAAUAAACAAGAAGAAUCUUCUAUUGUGAAUAUCCAAGAAAACGCGGCAUCAAUAAUUCUUCAAGUUGCAAAAAUCAAGACUGAAAGUGAGGACGAAAUUUUUACCACGGGGAAAAAGACAAAAGAAAUCGUUGAUGAUUUUAAACCACCUUCUCCAAAAAAAUCACGAGCAAGAGAAAAUAGCUCUGCCAAAACAAAAAACAAUUCAAACAGUGAACCGGUAAAAUUAAGGAUAUUACACGCAUUCAACCAACUAAAAACGGAUAUGAUUGGUGGCGAGAAACACCAAGUUAUCGAGCUCGAUUUUAGGAACCAAUACUCGGAGAAAUUCGUGGUGAACCGACCGGGUGAAUGUGUUAAACAGGGUAAAGAUUCCUCUAAGUAUGUGUUCAUCGGAGCUGCCAAUAUACCAAUUCGUGGUAUUGCCAAAAUCGCCAAGAAACUUGAGAUUGAGUUUGCCGAAGCUGUCACCGGUUUCGAUUUUCCAGAAAUAGUAGCAAUACAAGAAGCAGUAAAACGACGAAAGAAAGCGUUAACCAGAUGGCAGGAACGAGCAGAGAGUGAACACGAGUUAAUGCAUGAUGAUAACGAAGAGGAGGAAGAGAAGCAGAAUAAGGGUAAGGUCAAGGAAGUGGAUGAUGCGAUAAAGGUUUCAAGUAGGCGAGCCCUCUAA
Molecule: messenger RNA, 1206 nt
Organism: Ambispora gerdemannii
Lineage: Eukaryota; Fungi; Glomeromycota; Glomeromycetes; Archaeosporales; Ambisporaceae
Source: the annotation of a GenBank genome assembly